AUGGCCAUCAACCACGGACUCCAAGCCCAGAUAUUCCGUCUCUCGAGCAUUCGAACCAAAUACCCCGGCUACUCCAAUCUGAUCUACGAUAGCAACGGAAAGAUAAUCAACAGACCCAUAUGCGGUCCCAAGAUCCAACCACGCGUGUUCAAGAAGCCUGAUACGGUCUUCUACAAGCAAGCCAAGCCCACGCGUGCGGACCCCAAGAAGAUGCCCAAGGUGAAUACAGAGGAGACGGAUAUCACCUGA
This is a messenger RNA of Fusarium odoratissimum NRRL 54006, 249 nucleotides long. RefSeq lists its product as uncharacterized. Lineage: Eukaryota; Fungi; Ascomycota; Sordariomycetes; Hypocreales; Nectriaceae. Bases 1 to 249 code for a protein of 82 amino acids. The record is from RefSeq and is a predicted model, not a curated record. The transcript has a single exon.